Molecule: messenger RNA, 2810 nt
Organism: Vicugna pacos (alpaca)
Lineage: Eukaryota; Metazoa; Chordata; Mammalia; Artiodactyla; Camelidae
Gene: WSCD1
Product: WSC domain containing 1
Molecular function (GO): sulfotransferase activity
Source: RefSeq, a predicted model, not a curated record
GGUCAGCGCAGGGUUUUCUCCGUUUCUUGGUGAACUUGAACGGAGGCACGGGCAAAGGCGAAACAUUUCUGAGCCAGGAGAUGAGGGCCGCUAGAGCUCAGGGAUGGCGAGGUUCUUGACCCCUGGGCAAAAGCUGCAGCUGCCAGGUCCAGGGGCGGAGAUGAGUGGUGAUGCCAUUUGAGCACCUGCUGGAAACAGGGCAGGAGGAACAGUAGCCCCAGGGGAGUGCCAGCCGGUGCCAGGAUGCGGGGAUGACGCCUCUGGAGGCCCCGGCCUCCCUCCCGCCUGGGUACUAGGAGCCGUCCCGGGCUCCAGCCGGGAGCCCCGCUGCCCAGGGGCAUGGCCAAACCUUUCUUUCGGCUCCAGAAGUUUCUCCGCCGAACGCAGUUCCUGCUCUUCUUCCUCACGGCCGCCUACCUGAUGACUGGCAGCCUGUUGCUUCUGCAGCGGGCCCGCGUGGGCCUCCCGCCGCCAGGCCCCCGGGCGCCUGGCCCCCUGCAGGCCUUGCCUGUGGCCGCCGUGGCGCUGGGCGUGGGCCUGCUGGACAGCCGAGCCCUGCAUGACCCCCGGGUCAGCCCGGAGCUGCUGCUCAGCGUGGACGUGCUGCAGGGCCCCCUGGACCGGCCCCGGCCCGGCCCCCGCUGGCUCCGCAGCCGCAACUCGGAGCUGCGCCAGCUGCGGCGCCACUGGUUCCAUCACUUCAUGGGGGACCCCCAGGGGCCGCCCGCCCUGGGCCCUGAGGCCCCCAGGCCAGCCGCCAGCAGCCGAGGCACAUACAUGGGAUGCUUCAGUGACGAUGGCCAGGAGAGAACUCUGAAAGGGGCUGUAUUUUUUGACUUGAGAAAGAUGACCAUCUCCCACUGCCAGGAUGCAUGCGCUGAGCGGUCCUACAUCUACGCGGGCUUGGAGGCAGGGGCCGAGUGCUACUGCGGGAACCGGCUCCCAGCAGUGAGUGUCGGGCCAGAGGAGUGUAACCAUGAGUGCAAAGGAGAGAAGCGCUCGGUGUGCGGGGGUGCCGGCCGGCUCUCUGUGUACCGUGUGGAGGAGCUGCAGCCCGGCUCCAGGAAGCGGAGGACCGUCACAUACCGGGGCUGCUUCCGGCUGCCGGAGAAUGUCACGCACGCCUUCCGUGACUCCCUGGUACAGGCCAACAUGACGGUGGAGACGUGCUCGGGAUUCUGUUCCCAGAAAGAGUUCCCCCUGGCCAUCCUCAGGGGCUGGGAGUGUUACUGUGCUUACCCCACCCCCCAGUUCAACCUGCGGGAUGCUGUGGACGCCUCGCUGUGUGGCCAGGAGCCUGAGGCACAGAGGCUGGCCGAGUACUGCGAGGUCUACCAGACACCCGUGCAAGACACCCGGUGUACUGACCGGAGGUUCCUGCCCACCAAAUCCAAAGUGUUCGUGGCUCUGUCCAGUUUCCCAGGAGCCGGGAACACGUGGGCGCGGCACCUCAUCGAGCACGCCACUGGCUUCUACACAGGGAGCUACUACUUUGAUGGAACUCUGUACAACAAAGGGUUCAAGGGCGAGAAGGACCACUGGCGGAGCCGGCGCACCAUCUGCGUGAAGACCCACGAGAGCGGAAGGAGGGAGAUUGAGAUGUUCGACUCCGCCAUCCUGCUGAUCCGGAACCCGUACAGGUCCCUGGUAGCCGAGUUCAAUCGUAAAUGCGCCGGGCACCUGGGCUACGCAGCUGAUCGUAACUGGAAGAGCAAAGAGUGGCCGGACUUCGUCAACAGCUACGCGUCCUGGUGGUCCUCGCACGUGCUGGACUGGCUCAGGUACGGCAAGCGGCUGCUGGUGGUGCACUACGAGGAGCUGCAGCGCAGCCUGGUGCCCACGCUGCGGGAGAUGGUGGCCUUCCUCAAUGUGUCGGUGAGCGAGGAGCGGCUGCUCUGCGUGGAGAACAACAAGGAGGGCAGCUUCCGGCGGCGCGGCCGGCGCCCCCACGACCCCGAGCUCUUCACCCCGGAGAUGAAGGACCUGAUCAACGGCUACAUCCGGACGGUGGACCAGGCCCUGCGUGACCACAACUGGGCCGGGCUCCCCCAGGAGUAUGUGCCCAGAUGAUAAGCCCCGGCCCGCUCUGCCCACCCUGCGGGGAGCCAGCCGCCCCAACGGGGCUGCGCGCAUGCGCGGACGGUCCCCGGCGCCUCCCUGGGAUGCUCAGACGCCCGGGGGCUGCCUCCCUCUUGCGCAGGGAGACCCGGACAUGAGUUCCGGCCAGGCAGACCCGAUGUCACAGGACAGAUGCAAAGGGGGACACAUUCCUAGCUAGACCCUCUUAGACUCCCUGCUCACAGUGCCGUAGUGAUGCACCUAAGCCACCACGCUGGGUGUGCCCGACACUCCCGCACGCAGACGCAGUCAGACGUCGAUGCACACGCCAGGUGAUGUGUUCCAGAGGCUGCCUGUCUGUCUCUCUAACACAUAGACACACAGGUGCACCCUGGGCUGUCGGAGGCCCUGGGUUUCCUGUUCGCAGCCCGGUGCCGGCUUGCUGGCUGGGGUCCUUGACUGCGGGAUGCUGGGCUGGGCGGGUACUAGUUCUCUGAGGUGGGCUUACAGACUGUGGCUGCCGGGCCAGGCAGCCUGAUGGCGUCUGCAUCCCACCGUGUGUGGUGUGAGGCCCAGGCACUGACCGCCGGCUCCGCAGCCCUGUCUCUCUCUUCUCUGCGGAUGGGCUGUCUGCACCACGGGCAGAGUGGAGCCCUCUGCCACACACGCACGCACACGCCAACCUCAGGACCGGCCGCAAGCUCUGUGCACCCCCCACCACCUCAUCCAAUAUCAGCACUCCUUGGACUGGU